ACCAACAAUGUCAUCCAGAUCAUUAUGAGUUAAGAGAAGUUCUUUUCAAGUACCUUCGUAAAUAAGCAUUUAUUCCUGGCGUAUGAAUCUGGUCAUGACUCGUGAGGGCCUAUGGAGAAACGUCUCGUGAUCUUAAACCCUUCCCGUGAAAACUGAAAAGUGUCAAAAUUUUCUACUGUCAGAGACUUUCCUCUACCAGUCUUCCCCGCGCGGCCCAUUCUGGGAGUGUUCUUCUCCAACGACCUUUCAAACCUUUCCAUCUCUCUCUUGCAUUUAGACCCCACACUGCUGAGCACAAUCUUCUUUGUUCCCUCGUUUUCCGUACUUGAUAAGCCCAUCGAUUUCGAUUUUUUCGGGCACCAACCAAGGACUAGUCGUAAUUUGUCUUCUGUCCUAUUCCAUUUGGGAAAAUAAUUGCCAAGUACUACUAGUUUUCGUUUCGCCGCAAGGAAUUGAGAAAUGGCCGCGAAAAUUGGGUCGUUCAGGCACAGUUUUGCAGAGAGGAGUAAGGAAAGGCUUCUGUCGCGAAAAGUGUACUCGGAAAUUGGGCUGGACAGCUUCGCCGGCGAUGAUGAAAAGGCCUCCUGUCGGUGGUUUUGUUCGCCGGGCGCUGGCUUCACCAGGUUCUGGAAUGGUCUGCGGGAUACCGCCGCUAAGUUAUGGGAAAUGGGGCGGUCUGAUCCCAGAAAAGUGCUUUUCGCCGUCAAGAUGGGAUUGUCUCUGGCGAUUAUUUCACUGCUGAUUUUCUUCAAAGAACCCCUCAAGGAAGUCGCGCAGUACUCAAUCUGGGCAAUCCUCACCGUCGUCGUCGUUUUCGAAUUCAGCGUAGGGGCGACUUUAAACAAAGGAUUUAAUCGUGCAUUGGGGACAUUAUCUGCUGGAGGGCUGGCUCUUGGCAUUGCAGAGUUAUCUAUAAUGGCUGGCGAUCUGAAAGAAGUAGUUAUUGUUAUAAGCAUUUUUAUUGCAGGAUUUUGUGCAAGUUAUGCCAAGCUUUAUCCGAAGAUGAAGUCAUAUGAAUACGGGUGUAGGGUAUUCUUGUUGACAUAUUGUAUUGUGCUGGUGUCUGGGAAUACAAGUGCAGAGUUCUUCCAAACGGCUUUGUAUAGACUAGUGCUUAUUGCUCUGGGAGCUGGCGUUUGUUUGGUUGUAAAUAUAUGCAUCUUCCCCAUUUGGGCUGGCGAGGAUCUACAUAAAUUGGUGGUGAAAAAUUUCGAGGGUGUUGCUGCCUCUUUGGAAGGCUGUGUUGAUGGAUACCUGCAGUGUAUUGAAUAUGAGAGGAUUCCUUCAAAAAUUCUUACAUACCAGGCCUCUGAUGACCCAGUAUAUAAUGGGUAUAGAUCAGCUGUACAAUCCUCAAGCCAAGAAGAAAGUCUGUUAGACUUUGCAGUAUGGGAGCCACCUCAUGGCCCUUACAGAACAUUUAAUUAUCCUUGGAAAGACUAUGUUAAAUUAAGUGGUGCGCUGAAGCAUUGUGCAUUCAUGGUCAUGGCAAUGCAUGGAUGUAUACUUGCCGAAAUACAGGCACCACGGGAAAAGAGACGGGUUUUCAGCAAUGAGCUUCAGAGAGUUGGUAUUGAAGGAGCUAAAGUAUUACGAAAGCUUGGAAACAAAGUAGAAACAAUGGAAAAACUAAGCCCCGGAGACAUGCUUUUUGAAGUCCAUGAGGCAGCAGAAGAGUUGCAAAUGAAGAUAGAUCAGAAGUCAUACCUUUUGGUCAAUGCUGAGAGCUGGGAACCUGGAAUGCGGCCCAAGGAAUUCGAAGAUCCUGAAACAAUUUCUGGUCUGAAGGAUAAUGAAACAAGACAGCCAGUGAUAGAGUCCCUUGGUGAGACAGUUCUUGAUGUCAGAUCAGUUACCCUAGUGGGAAGCUGGGAUGCUGGCAAUCAGAUCAUGGGCAACAACCACUCCCACGCAGAAUCAUUUCCGUCGCAAAAGAUGCUCGACAAAUCAAUAUCUUGGCCUUUACGCAUCUCCUCGAAUCUUGAUUCUGUGAUUAAAGAGCAGGAAUCCAAAACAUAUGAAAGUGCCAGUGCCUUGUCUUUAGCUACAUUUUCUACACUUCUGAUUGAAUUUGUUGCAAGGCUUCAAAAUCUCAUGGAUUCAUUUGAAGAGCUUAGUGAAACAGCAAGUUUCAAAGAGCCAGUGGCAGUGGACCCAAUGGCAGCAAAAGAGUUGGUUGGUUGUUGGACUGAAUUUUUCAGGAACUUCAGGUUCAAGAAUUCAGAUCCUGGUGCUGGUUCAUGGUCACUUGUUUAAUACUGUAAUCAAAUGAUUCGGAGUCUUCAUUCCCAAAACAAAACUAAUACAUCGAAUUUAAAUCCUAAUCUUGAACAUGCAAUUGAAACUGAUGUCGUCCAGUUGAGGGUCUCUCACAUGGAAGAACUCAAACUUUGUACACAAGGAGGGGCAUGGGAUCUCUAUUUUCAGUGAUUCAUCUUGAGUUGUUCUGAGCUAAAGGCUAAAGCUAAACAGGGAACUUCCUGUUGAUUCAAGUUGAGCAUGUGGAGAUUAUCAAAUUAACUCUCAUAAAGGGUACUUGGAAAUGUUCUGGGAUUGAAAAUAGGUACAUAGAUUCAACUCUAUAUUGACAGGCCUUCUGUAUUUCUUUUUUUAGGAUAGGCGAACAAAACGCUGUUUAGGAAUUAUGAUAAGAGGCCAAUAUGGAUAAAACAUUGUGUCUAACUUUUUUUUUUUAUUGUUAAUAUAAAAAUGCAUGGGUCAUCUUAUAAUGAGCA
This is a messenger RNA of Malania oleifera, 2735 nucleotides long. RefSeq names its product aluminum-activated malate transporter 4. Gene Ontology annotation, biological process: malate transport. The transcript has 6 exons. NCBI's taxonomy places the organism in Eukaryota, Viridiplantae, Streptophyta, Magnoliopsida, Santalales, Ximeniaceae. Gene Ontology annotation, cellular component: plant-type vacuole membrane. Bases 460 to 2256 code for a protein of 598 amino acids. The record is from RefSeq and is a predicted model, not a curated record.